CGGAACCGGAAAUUUCCUGGAAAAUUAGACACACGUCGGAAGCAUGUUUUUGUGUACAACAGUAUGUUUAGCUAGCUAGUUAGUUAGUUUGCUGUGUAGCUGAACCACAAAUGCGAAUGCUUUCGAUGUCUCUGUUUAGUUAGACAAGUCAGAAUAAAUCAGUAUUUAUUUAGUAGGUGGACGCACUGAAAUGGGGAAACCGAAAAAGAAAAGUGACCUCAGCAGGGCUGAGCUGAUGAUGAUGACAGUUGCUGAUGUCAUCAAGCAGCUGGUGGAAGCCCAUGAGGAGGGGAAAGACAUCAACCUCAACAAAGUGAAGACGAAGACCUCUGCCAAGUAUGGCCUGUCGGUGCAGCCUAGGCUGGUAGAUAUUAUCGCUGCUGUGCCACAGCACUACCGGCGGGCCCUGCUGCCGAAACUGAAAGCCAAGCCGAUUCGCACUGCCAGCGGAAUUGCAGUUGUUGCUGUGAUGUGCAAACCCCAUCGCUGCCCCCACAUCAACUUCACAGGAAACAUAUGUGUAUACUGCCCUGGCGGUCCUGACUCAGACUUUGAAUACUCCACACAGUCCUACACAGGCUAUGAGCCCACCUCAAUGAGAGCUAUCCGAGCCCGCUAUGACCCCUACCUGCAGACUCGCCACCGUGUGGAGCAGCUGAAGCAGCUGGGUCACAGUGUGGACAAAGUGGAGUUCAUUGUGAUGGGCGGCACCUUCAUGGCCCUUCCUGAAGAGUACAGAGACUUCUUCAUCAGGAACCUCCAUGAUGCUCUGUCAGGCCUCACCUCCAACAGUGUGGCUGAAGCAGUCAGGUACUCUGAACGGAGCAACGUCAAGUGUGUGGGCAUCACCAUUGAGACCCGUCCAGACUACUGCCUGAAGCGCCACCUAAGCGACAUGUUGGGGUACGGGUGUACCCGACUGGAGAUCGGGGUCCAGAGCGUUUAUGAGGAUGUGGCCCGUGACACCAACAGGGGCCACACUGUGAGGGCAGUGUGCGAGUCUUUCCACCUGGCCAAGGAUGCUGGGUUCAAGGUGGUGGCCCACAUGAUGCCAGACCUCCCCAACGUGGGAAUGGAGCGGGAUGUGGAGCAGUUCAUCUUCCAGAGGCCACCAGCCACACAGAGAUCAACACCAAUGGAUCUGGGAGGGAAGAUGAGGUUCGAGAUAUUCCGGCCAUGUUGGCGGGAAGCGAACCUUCUACCUGACUGGGACCUGGGCAGAGGAGAGAGGACACCCGGCUCUCAGACACCCGUAGAUAGACGCCUGCGACUUUGUACGCCUGCGACUUUGUACGUCGAGGAGUUUUUUGAGAACCCUGCGUUUAGGCCGGAUGGGCUGAAGUUGUACCCUACUCUGGUGAUCCGUGGUACGGGACUGUACGAGCUGUGGAAGACUGGCCGCUACAAGAGCUACUCCCCCAGUACUCUGGUGGACCUGGUGGCCCGCAUCCUGGCUCUGGUGCCACCGUGGACACGUGUGUACCGUGUGCAGAGGGACAUCCCCAUGCCUCUAGUGAGCUCUGGUGUGGAGCAUGGGAACCUGAGAGAGCUGGCCCUCGCACGUAUGAAGGACUUGGGCACAGAGUGUCGUGAUGUCAGAACCAGAGAGGUGGGGAUCCAGGAGAUCCAUCACAAAGUGCGGCCGUACCAGGUUGAGCUUGUGCGCCGAGACUAUGUAGCAAACGAGGGCUGGGAGACCUUCCUGUCAUACGAGGACCCGGAGCAGGACAUCCUGAUCGGCCUACUGCGUCUGCGUCGCUGCUCCCCUCAGUCGUUCCGCCCUGAGCUGAAGGCUGGGGUUUCCAUUGUGCGCGAACUGCACGUCUACGGCAGCGUGGUGCCUGUCAGCAGCCGUGACCCCAGCAAGUUCCAGCACCAGGGCUUUGGGAUGAUGCUGAUGGAAGAGGCAGAGCGGAUUGCCCGAGAGGAACAUGGCUCUGGGAAGCUUGCAGUAAUUUCAGGUGUUGGAACCAGGAAUUACUACAGGAAGAUGGGCUAUGAGCUGGAGGGGCCCUACAUGGUGAAGCUCCUGCACUGAACGGGGUCUUGGUGGUUUACAACCUCUUCUCACAUUUCUCUCAACCAUUACCUUUUUGUAGAACUGCAAAACAUUUUUAAGACCCUUUUUGUUAAUGAACAACUUUUCUACGUGACACCUUAAUCCAAGGUGUAGCUUCCCAUGCAGUUGCAAUGACUUCCUGGUUUAGUUAACUGACAGCAAACGAAGUUGUACUUGGAAAGUGAAACUUGCAAGUGAAGGGUUCCUAGUUCAACAUGCUCUGCAUGCAAUGAAUAGAAUGACAUGCAGUGAUGUUAUAACCUUCUGGUCAUCAUGCAGUUUUCGUUAGUUCUGAAAAUGAAAAAGAUAUGUUGAUAUUGGUAACAUUUUCUGGAUUUUCAGGGGAGUUCAAUAUUGAAUAACAUAGAAUAAGAACAAGCACCAUGGUAAUUGUGACAUUUGCUUGUAUCAUUUUAAUUUUAAUAUUGAAAAAUUAUCAAAAGUCAGUUUAUGAAAUAAAGUAUAUUUAAAAAGAAAAUACUGGCACAUGUUAAUAAUUUAUUGAUAUUUUUGUUGUUUAUUUAUAGAUGCCCACUUGGGUCAGUUUGAUUGACUGCACAAAAACAACUAGAAGAUCAGAAAACAGGUUAAAACCAAAAAUUGGUACAACAGCACAGAAUAUGGUGUAAAUUAGACGACUGAAUCUAAAUGUAGUAUAUCUGUAUCGUAUUUCAAAUUUCAUUCAUUGAAUGUGGUGUUUUAAAACUGAAUGCUGUGAUUAGAUUUUCUAAAAAUUUUUUACUUGUUUGGAUCUCCUUGAAAUGUUUUCAAAAUUUCAGUUCAGUUACAAGUUACAUUUCAGACUUGGGAGCUACAUUUAAACUCUCUGGUCCAACAACAGCCUGCGACUUUGCACCCCCAGGACUAAGCUCUACUUAGUGGGGUAUCGUGCUUCACCCACUCCCUGACUGUGGAAUGCUCUCCCAGACCAUCUGAGGGCUCCUCAAUUUCAAGGCUGGACUUAAAACGCAUCGUUUUAGGAAUGUAUUUCAUUAAAACUAUUUUCCUGUAUGCCAAA
This is a messenger RNA of Conger conger (European conger), 3077 nucleotides long. RefSeq names its product elongator acetyltransferase complex subunit 3 (gene elp3). NCBI's taxonomy places the organism in Eukaryota, Metazoa, Chordata, Actinopteri, Anguilliformes, Congridae. The coding region runs from base 191 to 2038 and encodes 615 amino acids. The record is from RefSeq and is a predicted model, not a curated record. Gene Ontology annotation, cellular component: nucleus; elongator holoenzyme complex; cytoplasm. Gene Ontology annotation, biological process: tRNA wobble base 5-methoxycarbonylmethyl-2-thiouridinylation. The transcript has 16 exons. Gene Ontology annotation, molecular function: iron-sulfur cluster binding; acyltransferase activity, transferring groups other than amino-acyl groups.